AUGUACGCAGUACUGAAGCAUAUCAGUCGAAACCUCGCCAUGCUCAGUGCGAAGCUCGCCAUCAUACGCAAGGAUGAGUUCGUGUUUCUUUCGUAUGAAAUAGGACUGGAGAGCUGGCUAAGUUGGAGCUGUUGCUGGCGGAGGUGGAGGUUCCGAAGGCGAGUGAUCCCAACCCCUGUAUCACCUAUUCCCUUCCUCACCUCUAUCUACCGGCCUAAGCAGCAAGAAAGAAAGAUCCUCUCUAACUUGGACACGUCGUUUGGUUCAGCUCGGAAACAACAGCACGAAGGUUUUGCCGAUGGAGGUGAAACCGCUCCAACCAUCGUCGAGGUAACCUUUAUAUGCCUCAACAAUCGUAUGAACAUGUGCAAUGCUCUGGGGCUUCCCUGGGGCGAGUCCACACCCAAGCAGCCCGACAUUGUGGACCUCAAAUUGGCCCCCACCUACGAGAAGCCUGUCUCCGCGAAGUAUGUACCUCCAUUUCACCGACAAAACGAUAGGAUCAUUGAAUAGCUGUUGGGAAUGAGGUGUUCGAGUUUGGCAGGAUGGGAGUAGCGGUGUUUUGGAAUUUGGGAUAUAGUACCCUGAAUUAGGGGCGGAUGGGAGACAGUCUUCAUGGCGUAUGAAGAGCAGUUAAUCAAGAAUUCUCAAAAGGUAGGGCGUAGAUUUGUCUAGGUAUGCAUGGAGUGAUCAUGGUACCGUAUAAUUUCAGGGCGUUCGUUCUUAGCUUCCAG
Messenger RNA from Neurospora hispaniola, 734 nucleotides. RefSeq lists its product as uncharacterized. The record is from RefSeq and is a predicted model, not a curated record. The coding region runs from base 1 to 513 and encodes 170 amino acids. The transcript has 3 exons. Lineage: Eukaryota; Fungi; Ascomycota; Sordariomycetes; Sordariales; Sordariaceae.